Molecule: messenger RNA, 1063 nt
Organism: Prorocentrum cordatum
Lineage: Eukaryota; Dinophyceae; Prorocentrales; Prorocentraceae
Source: the annotation of a GenBank genome assembly
GGUGGGGCCCCCUCCCUUCCCGUAAGUCGGGCACGUCCCUCUACAGGAGUUUGACUCGUUAUGAUUUUUCGUCCAAAAUCCGCCUGUAGGAGGACAUGCCAACCCUAACCCUUCCCCCAGCUGCACGUGCGCGGUCCGGAGCAAGACCGGGGAAGCCGACGACGCGGUGGCGAUGGAUUCGGCGAGGACCCCUUAGCUGGACCACAUGAUCAGGCACCUCAGCCAGGGUCCCAGCUCGGAGCGCGCCACCCCUUGGGAGCACAGCCAGCUCUACCAGAUGUUCGCGCAGGCUGCAGCGGCCCUGGGCUUCAAGAUGGCGCCAUACCAAGGCCGCCACAGCGGGAUAUCGAUCGACCGAGCCCACCAAGAGCGCAACUUAGAAAGCGCAUGAAGAGAGGCCAUUGGCGGGCCGCCAAGAGAGCGGCAAGGCUCGAGAAGGCGGGGCGGCUCAACGACGCACGGCGCGAGCUGAGCGCGGCGCAGCACGCCCACGACUUCGAUUGCAAGCGCCUGUUCGAGAAGUGCUUCGCAAGCGGGCGCACUCUGCCGGCGCUGGCGAUGAGGCCGCGACCCCUUUCUUGGCCGAGUUCUCCUGAGGACGAGCAUCCUGGCAAGUCUGGUUUUGGUAGCACUGAGCCCCGCCUUGCACAUUUGUUCGGCUGUGCAAGACGUCAGCGCGCCGCCGCGUAGUCGAGCGCGGCCGCGGAGUUUGGCCGGCCUGCCCAAGGCACAGCAAGAGAAGGUAGACCCAGGCAACACCUGUGGUGACACUCCUGUGGUGCGCCCUUUUUGUCGAGACCCCCCCCGCAGCAGUUGCGCGUGGUAAGAUCUUGCUCUAGUAUCAGUGAUGGCGCACGCCAAAAGCAGGACUAUCGUGGUUAACGAUCGCAUGUUCGGGGCUCCCCCAGAGAAGGCCACGAGGCUCGCGGUCACGGCAGCCGAUGUUGAUUCGGGAUUUCUGAACCAGCUUGGAUCCGUUCUGCACGCAGGACUGCACUGCUUCUUCUCUUGUUCGGGUAAGAAAUACGGUGGGGGCAUUCGUUAAGGAAUGGGCCCAGGAGGC